AUGAAACGAGGACAUGCCGAAUCUCCGUCAAGCUCUGAUCUUCCUUCCUCAUCGAGAGUCAAACUAAACCCAGAAGGUGAUUCUCAGUUUCUAGAGGAUGAUGAUAACACCAAGAAUUUUGCUCGAGAGGUGGCUGAUCAUUACAGUCGAAGAACGAAUCAAACUCUACAAGAGCGAGAAGCAAGUCCCAUCAUUCAUCUCAAAAAGCUUAAUAACUGGAUUAAAAGUGUGUUGAUCCAGCUUUAUGCUCGUCGUGAUGAUGCUGUCUUGGACCUUGCUUGUGGAAAGGGUGGUGACUUAACAAAGUGGGAUAAGGCAAGGAUUGGUUACUAUGUUGGUAUUGAUAUCGCUGAAGGAUCAAUCGAAGACUGUCGAACGCGUUACAAUGGUGAUGCGGACCAUCGUCAGCGACGUAAGAAUUUCCCUGCCCGUUUGUUGUGUGGGGAUUGUUUUGAGAUUGAGCUGGACAAGAUUCUUGAAGACGAUGGCCCUUUCGAUAUCUGCAGCUGCCAGUUUGCUUUGCAUUACUCUUGGACUACUGAGACACGUGCGAGACGAGCCUUGGCAAAUGUUUCAGCUUUACUUCGUCCUGGAGGCAUCUUUAUUGGAACGAUGCCAGAUGCUAAUGUUAUCAUAAAAAAACUCAGACAAGCUGAAGGUCUGGAGAUUGGUAACAGUGUAUACGGGAUUCGUUUUGGUGAAGAGUAUUCUCAAAAGAAGUUUAAAGGUCGCAGUCCCUUCGGUAUCAAGUAUGUAUUUCAUCUUGAGGAUGCUGUUGAUUGUCCUGAAUGGAUUGUUCCCUUUCACGUCUUCAAAUCCUUAGCAGAAGAGUAUGAUUUAGAGCUGGUAUUGGUGAAGAACUCUCAUGAGUUUGUGCAUGAGUACAUGUCAAAGCCUGAGUUUGGUGAGCUCAUGAGAAAGCUUGGUGCUUUAGGUGAUGUUAAUCAAGGUCAAAGCACAAUAUCAGCUGAUGAAUGGGAAGCCGCUUAUCUCUACCUCUCUUUUGUCUUGAGAAAGAGAGGGGAAUCUGAUGGGGCUGGAAGAAGAUCUGUGCAAAGGAAUAAAAAGGGGAAGAUGAACAUAUCGAAAGACGAUAUUUUGUACAUCAGCAACGAGGUCUAA
Microthlaspi erraticum is the source of this 1122-nucleotide messenger RNA. Lineage: Eukaryota; Viridiplantae; Streptophyta; Magnoliopsida; Brassicales; Brassicaceae. The record is from the annotation of a GenBank genome assembly.